This is a messenger RNA of Pyrenophora tritici-repentis Pt-1C-BFP, 3066 nucleotides long. The record is from RefSeq and is a predicted model, not a curated record. Lineage: Eukaryota; Fungi; Ascomycota; Dothideomycetes; Pleosporales; Pleosporaceae.
AUGGACAGUCGAGCGUCGCCAACCCCGCCCACGGCCCGUCCCAGGAAUUCGUCGUCGUCGAUUACCUCGACAACGGCUUCACAUGCCGCCUCGACGUCGCAAACCAACGGCAUGCCUACGAAUUCACGCACCGGCCGCGGUGGCACCCCAACCGCCACCCGCUCUGCAUCCAAGCUCGUCGACCAGGACAAGCCGACACGGGCUGCGAGCAAAGACAGCCUCAAGCAGAAGAUGCUGAGCAAGAAGGAUGACGCCCCCCAGCCAAGCCGGGCAGAUGAGCAGCUCAAGGCGCUCAAGUCCGAGUUUGACAGCCUGCGCACCCAUCUCACAUGCAAGAUCUGCGACCGCUUGCUCUACCAACCUUACACCAUAUCGUGCGGACACACGUACUGCUAUACAUGUCUUUGCACCUGGUUCGUCAGCAACAAGGCCCGCAAGACAUGUCCCGACUGCCGCAUCGUCGUAAAGGACGUGCCGGCCCCCGCCUAUGUCAUCAGAGACAUGACGGGCGUCUUCAUCGCCCGCGCCGAACUGCUGCCGCUAGGCGAGAGCAUCGAAGACCACAAAAAGUGGCAAAAGGACGAGGCCGACGCUGUGCAGCAGGACAAGGACAACAAGGACUCGCGCACUGGCGGCCUCUUCAAGGGCUGCUUCAGGCUUUCACACCAGCGCAUUCCCUCACUACAAGUUGUGCGCGACCAAGAAGACGGCGUCGACCGCUGUCCACUAUGCACGUGGGAGCUCGAGGACGGUGGCUGCACGCAAUGCGGCCUCAUCUUUGACGAGACAGGCGAAGUCUCGUGGGGCGACAGCUUCACAGGCUUCAGCGACAUGGACGAAAUGUCAGAACACGACGCCGACGACCCCGAUGCCGAGAUGGACAUGCACGACGUCGACUAUGACGGAUAUGACGAUGCACUCAACGAAUGGGGCCAGUACCCUCCUGACCAAGGCUCAUUCAUGAUGCGUCGAUUCCUCGAGGGCGGCAUACCACCCAACGCAGCCGCCUUUGCAAGGCGACGUCCCCUCUCACACAGCGAGGCCGGCAGCCGGCGCUCAUACUCACAGAGCAUAGUCUCGGACAUGUACGGCGAUGAAAUGGACACGGUCGAAGAGGAGGACGAGGACGGUGCAGAGGAAGACUCCUCUAUGAACGACUUCAUCGACGACGACGACGUACCAGGCUCGACCUCACCAAGUGCCGCGUCGUCUACACCAGGCCCCGUGCCUCAGCCGACCACCAACAGGGCGCGAACACAGGCCAGGGCACGUCGUAUCGUCGAAUCGGAAUCCUCCUCUAAUCGCUCAAGUGUCGUGGAGGAGGAAGACGAAGACGAAGAAGACGAGGGGCCAAUUCGCAGAGACAGGAGGAACCCCGCUCAGGCCCGCGUUCUGAGUCGCGCCAACGGCUCCAGGUCCUCCCAUGAGACUGCUUCGUCAACAUCUACUGAUGUCUCUACCGAAGAACUCGACGAGGAUACCCAGGCUUUGCUACGAGAUCAGGGGUGGAUGUUGCAGCGGGACGACGAUGAUGAGAUGGGGGAAGAGGAUGAAGACGAUAGCGAUGGAGGAAGGACGACCGUUGGGUGGGAGCCGCUCGCGAACUCAAAUGACAGAAGCCGAAUGGGCGGUUCUCUAACACCUACUGCAGAUCGUCCUCGGCCUAGCGCCUCUAUACGACCACCUUCGCGAACCGGUAAUGUUCGCGUCUUGAAUACCUCGCGUGGCCUUCGCCAAAGACCUUCUGGUGUCCCAGCUUCAGGAACACAUUACGAAGAUGGCGAAGCGGAUGACGAUGACUCGGACCAAGAUGGCGAUAUUGAUCUGGCCAUGAAUGCGUUGCGAACGCGCCGCUCUCAAGCCCAUAUGCGAAACAUUGCAGCCUUCUCGAACCCUACUCGCUUCAACAACCGCGGGCCAGCACCUGCCGACGGGACAAACGAAGCCGACACUGAUGAAAACUCGGACAAUUCACAACAAGGACAUGGGCGACGAGUGCCUCGUAUGGCUCGCAGAGAAUACGAUCCACGCAUUAGUUGGAUGUUUGCUGCUCAUCAACAAGCACUCCAGCAGCACCAAAUGGCGGGCGCUUUGAUAGAUGUGGAGCCACGGGCCAUCACUCCGCUUUCUCGCCCUCGAACGAGAAACAGAAAUCGGCCAAGCCCAGCACAAGCCUACUCUCCCUUCUUACCCCCUACGCGCCUCAGGACACCGUUGAUGGACAACACUUCAAACCUCGUCAUGGACCCACGAAUGCCAGUAUCACCACCUCGACGAAGUGCCAUGUCUCCGGGCCUGCCGACCAUGGCCAACACAGGGAACAUGAGCCGCUUUGAACGUGCACCUUCUGUCCUCCGUGACCAGUCUUCUGUGGCCACCCUACGGCCCGUGAACUCUCGCGUGAACGUUCGAGAAGCUGGCGGCAACCCACCGCAAGGCAUGAGACCUCAACCAUCCAGGCUCAACCUCCGGUCGCAACCAUCCAGGCGUCAACUUAACAAUCAGACAUCAACGCGUACUUUGCGUGCAAAUGAAAAUGGCCGACCUCCUCCAUCGCCUACCCAAAACACGCCAGCGGCUACACAGCCAGCUGCCCGCCCAGCCGGGUUGACAGCGGACGAACGCAAUCUCCGAGCUCGAGAGCUCAUUGAGACUAGGAGACAAGCACUCGGACAGCGGGACAAUAGUGUCCCCGCGCGCACCAACCCGUUCACCCAAGGUUUCCAACGCCCUGCCAACCCCAUCGGCCAAGCCCACAUGCAGCAACCAGCAACCGCACAGCAUGUGAGGAGUAACUCGAACGAAUCUGUCAAUUCGACCGGUACCGUGCAGGGCUCUCCUGGGUCGCCAGUGCUCGGACGGCGCCGCAGCAACCGCAACAUGCUCAACGCUCCGCCAUCGGGCGCCAUUCCGCAAACACAAGGAGUCUAUAAUGCUCCGACGAAUGGAUACACCAACAGCUACUAUCGUCCAAGACAGGGUAGCGAUGCAUCUGCAGCAUACGAGACAAGCCUCCCUACCAACACCAGGAACAUGAGUCCUAUGAUGGCAGGUCCGCUCAUCUAA